CCACUUGAUUCCUUCAAUUUUUCACACAAUUGCAUAAGUUAAAGAAGUAACCCUUGCAAUUCAUCAUCUCUGUUGAUGGUAACCCCUGCUUCUUUGAACGACGGAAUUAAGAUGAAUUCUUCUCCAAUUUCACAACAAAUAUCUCAAGAUAAAAUUGAUGAGAACAACUGCUCAAUUUUGCAAGCAGUGAAUGACGACAAUGAUACCUUCUUAACUGUACAAGUGAAUGAUCUUGAGGGAUUAGAAGAGAUUUCUAUUAGUACUGCUAUGGAAAUUGAAGGACCCAAAAUGUUGGGUGAAGAUGACAUUAUUGGUGGGAUGUUGUACUUUGUGAAGCUAUACUUUAUGAAGCUGUACAUUGUGAAAUUUAUAAAAGUUUGCAAUGCACUUAUAUAAGUUCUCUUAAUUAUUUGUAAUGUCUUAUAGAAGUUUUUCAUUUUAGAUUUUCUACAAAGAUUUGUGCAAAAUUUGUUGAUUGCAGUGGAAAUUUAUUUUGUACAUAAAAGGGCAAUUGCCCA
Molecule: messenger RNA, 518 nt
Organism: Rubroshorea leprosula
Lineage: Eukaryota; Viridiplantae; Streptophyta; Magnoliopsida; Malvales; Dipterocarpaceae
Source: the annotation of a GenBank genome assembly